Messenger RNA from Pseudophryne corroboree (corroboree frog), 2832 nucleotides. RefSeq names its product G elongation factor mitochondrial 1 (gene GFM1). Gene Ontology annotation, cellular component: mitochondrion. NCBI's taxonomy places the organism in Eukaryota, Metazoa, Chordata, Amphibia, Anura, Myobatrachidae. The record is from RefSeq and is a predicted model, not a curated record. Gene Ontology annotation, molecular function: translation elongation factor activity; GTPase activity; GTP binding. Bases 118 to 2367 code for a protein of 749 amino acids. Gene Ontology annotation, biological process: mitochondrial translational elongation. The transcript is spliced from 18 exons.
UGCGUUCCAGAUACCGGAAGUGACUGCGGUGACCCCUGCCGGCUUCCCUGACUGCCGGAAGCGCUUCCCGUACCCUGACCAGAGAUCAGCGUGACUUUCACAGGGAGCCGGGUAACCAUGCUGCGUCUUCUCCGUGCGGUCCCGGUGGUCGGCCGCCAGCUCUCCGGUCACAGCCGGGUGACAGCUCGGCACCAGCUGCUCCUGAACAUCUGCCGACAUUGCUCCUCAGGAAUAGUGCCCAAUGAAAGGAUUCGCAACAUAGGAAUUUCUGCUCACAUUGAUUCUGGCAAAACAACACUGACAGAGCGUAUUCUUUAUUACACUGGGCGCAUAGCACAGAUGCAUGAGGUGAAAGGUAAAGAUGGUGUGGGUGCUGUUAUGGAUUCAAUGGAAUUGGAGCGCCAGAGAGGUAUCACCAUUCAGUCUGCUGCCACCUACACCAUGUGGAAAAACACAAACAUCAACAUAAUUGACACACCAGGGCAUGUGGAUUUCACAAUUGAAGUAGAAAGAGCCCUGAGAGUAUUGGAUGGGGCAGUACUUGUUUUGUGCGCUGUUGGAGCGGUCCAGUGCCAGACCAUGACUGUGAACAGACAAAUGAAGCGAUACAAUGUGCCGUUCCUAACGUUCAUCAACAAAUUGGACAGACAGGGUUCUAAUCCCAUUAGGGCAGUGCAGCAACUAAAGGCUAAAUUAAACCAUAAUGCAGCUUUUGUCCAAAUUCCAAUUGGACUUGAGAGUAACUUUAAAGGAAUUCUGGACCUUGUGGAGGAACGCGCCGUGUAUUUUGAUGGAGAGUUUGGGCAACAUGUGCGUUCUGAAGACAUUCCGGCGGAGUUCAGAGCUGAGGUAGCAGAUAGGCGGCAAGAACUGAUAGAAAGUGUUGCUAAUUCUGAUGAAAUUUUAGGGGAGAUGUUCCUGGAGGAAAGAAAACCCACUACUGCUGAAUUAAAGCAAGCUAUCCGAAGAGCCACUCUGAAGAGGCUGUUUACACCUGUUCUAGUUGGAAGUGCCCUUAAAAAUAAGGGUAUCCAACUUCUCCUAGAUGCCCUGUUAGAGUAUCUUCCAAACCCAUCGGAAGUAUCAAAUUAUGCUAUUCUCAAUAAAGAAAGUUCAGAAGAAUCUACAAAGUUUUUAAUGAGCUCUGACAGAGAUGACUCGCAACCGUUUGUUGGACUGGCGUUCAAACUGGAAGCUGGUCGCUUUGGUCAACUAACAUAUGUUCGAGUGUACCAGGGAAUGCUCAAGAAAAGUGACUACAUUUACAAUACAAGGACUGGCAAGAGAGUGCGGGUACAAAGGCUGGUUCGUCUCCAUGCAGAUGUGAUGGAGGAUGUGGAGGAGGCCUAUGCAGGAGACAUCUGUGCCCUGUUUGGGAUUGAUUGCGCAAGUGGUGACACCUUUGCUAGCAAAUCCAAUGACAAUAUAUCUAUGGAAUCCAUCCACGUACCAGACCCAGUCAUCUCUGUAGCAAUAAAGCCAGUGAAUAAGAUUGAUCUGGACAAGUUUUCUAAAGGUAUCAAUCGGUUUACUCGAGAAGACCCUACUUUCAGAGUGUUCUUUGAUACAGAGAGUAAGGAGACCAUUGUUUCUGGCAUGGGAGAGCUACACUUGGAGAUUUAUGCUCAGAGGAUGGAGAGGGAAUAUGACUGCCUGUGCACCUUGGGCAAGCCUAAAGUUGCUUUCAGGGAGACUGUUCAAAAAUCAGUGGCGUUUGAUUUCACCCAUAAAAAGCAAUCUGGUGGAGCAGGCCAGUUUGGUAGGGUCACUGGGUUUAUUGAGCCGCUUGAUGCUGAAGAUUACACAAAGGUGGAAUUUGAAGACAGAACUGUAGGAACGAAUGUCCCCAAACAGUACAUCCCUGCUGUGGAGAAAGGUUUCCGUGAUGCCUGUGAGAAAGGAAUUCUUACUGGGCACAAAGUUUCCGGCAUACGCUUUGUCCUGGAAGAUGGUGCAAAUCACAUUGUGGAUUCCAAUGAAAUCUCCUUCAUCAGAGCUGGCGAGGGAGCCUUAAAGCAAGCUUUGGAGCAUGCAACAAUAUCCAUUCUGGAACCGAUAAUGUCUGUAGAAGUCAAUGCACCAAAUGAAUUCCAAGGGUCUGUGAUUGCUGGCAUUAACCGCAGACAUGGAGUAAUCGUAGGUCAAGACGGAGCAGAGGACUAUUUUACACUGUAUGCUGAUGUUCCACUUAAUGAUAUGUUUGGCUAUGCAAGUGAACUGCGAUCUUGUACAGAGGGGAAGGGUGAAUACACAAUGGAGUACAGCAAAUACCAGCCCUGCUUAGCCAAUACCCAGGAAGAAUUGGUCAACAAAUAUCUGGAAGCCACUGGGCAACUUCCAGCGAAGAAAGGAAAAUUCAAGAACUGACCUUGUUUCUUUUGAUUCACCCUGUAUAGAGAUCUGGGUCUAUCUCUGUUUUUAUCUGACAGAUAAUUUUCUGCUGUGUUACAGGACUUUCUAUAGCGUGGUUACAACAAAUAGCAAAUGUUCAUUGUUGGUUUUUGUAAAACCCUUGAACAUGUAAUACAAAAUUCCCAUGUGGAUCUGGUUAAGGAAGAAGCUACUUUAUACAUUAAACAAGACAUUGUCAAAUACUGAAUACUGUAGCUCAAUUGUGAAACAGGCCAUCCAGCCUUACUCUAUUGCAGUCCUCUAGGUGCCAUUCAACUUGCGCUGUAUGGCGUAAUAUAUUGAGUGUUCCAGCGUAAUGGAUGCUCAGAGAACCGUAAGUUAUUUCUAGCUGGCCUUUCUGUAAUACAGAAGCUUUUACACACCUGUAAGAAAACAGCUAAGCUUGGUGUACAACCACGGAAUAAAGACCACUAAUACAUG